Haliotis rubra (blacklip abalone) is the source of this 2931-nucleotide messenger RNA. RefSeq names its product nuclear pore complex protein NUP62-like. The record is from RefSeq and is a predicted model, not a curated record. Bases 560 to 2794 code for a protein of 744 amino acids. Lineage: Eukaryota; Metazoa; Mollusca; Gastropoda; Lepetellida; Haliotidae. The transcript has 5 exons.
CAAUAUAUACCCGCAAUGUAUAAUGUAUAGCUUGACAUCUAUCGAACAACAUCAAGUUCCGAAUCUGUCAAUCGAUAGCUCAAGUGAAUACCCGCGCCUAACACACAGUGAUAUCUCAGAUGACGUGAGGUAGGUGUUGACAGUCAACCGUGACAGAAGCUCCUUUGGGACUGUGUAGUAUCCUGCUAUCCAGGUAAACGUUUCCUCUUGGAAGAUAUUUGUCAAAGUUACAGAUAGCUCCUGUCAGGCGUGUGGAAACUGUCGGUGAAUAAUCAGGCAGUCAAUGUUCGUGACGAUGCCACUUACCUUUAUGUCCGGAUGACCAAUCGAGAGAACAACAUCAUUGACUUGGUGAUAAGCUCUUAUGAGGAAGAACUUGGAUAACUUGUUUCAAGAACAAGACAAAGGGUGACAUAUCUUGUUUCAUGAGAGGACAGCCAGAGCAUGUUCAUCGAUCCGUUUGACAUUUCCAUUGGUGACAACUAGCCGGUUUGCAUUUUUUAGGAGGGAAAUAACAGAGGAUUGGGAAACAGCUGGUAUCGGAAUCAAGCCAGAAAAGAUGACUUGGAGACCGAGAGAUUCACUGUGUGUUUUUAUCUGGCUCACUCUUCUUGUAGCUGAAGUUCCAGGAUAUACAGUUGAUGGCAAAAACUACAUCAUUGCAUGCCCCAGGUCCCAGUCCACAAAUACUGUGAAGUGUACUCUGCUUGUCCAGGGCUCAGAAGGCACAAGUAUCACCAUCAACGGCUCUGGAACUGGUUAUCCCAAAACGGAAACAAUCACAGACGCACUGGAGAUAUCAAUCAUCAUACAGGAUACGUCUUCAUCUGUCUUCAUACUCACAGUGACUACAACAGACGUGGUGUCAAUCUUUGUGCAAAAUGAAGCAAGCGGUUUAAUAACAAGUUCCUAUCUGGCUUUGGCUUUUGACGAAGACCUAAAUGCGCCCUACACUGGGGCUGGCAUGGAGAACGCCUUUGUGUCCUUCCCAGUAUCAUCACCAGAAAAGAACCUGUACGUAGUGGGUUCGGCAUAUGCAGGUACAGUAGUGACAAUUGCCCUGGUGUCUACUGGGCCUGUUGCGGUGCAAAGUGUAACGUACAAUAGCGGAGACACGAUAUCUGUGUCUGUAGAUGCACUACAAGGCAUUGAGAUUACCACAGGGGAAGACUUGUCAGGGAGUCUUCUUACCUCGGAUAAACCCGUUGGAGUGUUCUCAGGAACCAUCAUUGGAGAAACUCUGGAACAAACCCCCACUAUGUCCAAAUGGGCUAUGCCUACUCCUGUUGUCAACAUGGAUAUCUGCAAUUCCUUCAAGAUUUUGGCAGUUGCGUCAGGAGCGGGAUCGUUACAGAUUAAUGAAAACGAUUUUGUGGUUAAUGUUGACUUGCUCAAAGCUGGCGCUUACCAACACUUGCCCAACAAAACUUCAAUGGUACAAACACCAUCAUCCCUAGUCGGGAUGCAAUGUCGGAUUGGUGUAAACAACAAACCUCUGUUUCUAACUAUGGCUACUUUUUCGCAACUUGGAACUGAAUUCAAGUGUUAUACAUUUUCUGGAUUUGUAAAUACAAUGUACAUUAUAGCUUUCAAGGACGUCCCCAUUUCAUAUGAUAUAAAUGGAGAAUCGUUUAACUUUACAGUGGUUGACACAUACUCAGCUAGCACUGUCUCUACCUAUAGGGGGAGUGUGCCUGACGGGUUUUUUGUCAUGAAAGCAUACGACACCUUUCCCUUCUUACCAUAUGUCGUUGGAGUUACCUCAGAUGGGUCAAGGACGUAUGCACACGCAUGCGCGAAAGGUUCUUUGGGGUCACUUCUGCCGGAACCAACCACUAGCCUUUCAGUUGAUGUAACCUCCACGUUAGAUCCGGGUUCUGAAUCUGUCCUCAUGACGUCAUCGAGUAUUGAAACGUCUGCAGACGUCACACUUUCAUCCAGUAUGGAUAUUACGCCAAGUACUACACUUCAAGACAGCUCCUCGCAGAGUAUGGAGUAUUCUACAUCAUUAGCUUCAAGUCUCAUGGAUCUCGUGUCGUCAUCAGGGAUGCCAAGUGAUGCUGUAUCAAGUUCUACUCCAGUAAUCAGUUCCUCAUCUGCAACGGCAGACGCGUCAUUUGUGUCGACUGCUCAGGUCGCGGAUAGCACUGCAUCGCCUUCCCUAUCGACUACGGCUGCACCAUCAACUGAUGUUGCGACUUACUCCUCUCCUCUGGCAACUUCUACCAGCAGUAUCGAUGUAACCAGCUCAGCCAUAGCCUCUACCGGCAAUGACGCAAUCUACAGUUCUAUUCCCGCCUCUACCAGCAGUAACGCAAUCUACAGUUCUAUUCCCGCCUCUACCAGCAGUAACGCAAUCUACAGUUCUAUUCCCGCCUCUACCAGCAGUAACGCUGUCACUAGUUCAGUUGUGUCUGCAUCGCCCACUGGAAGCACCAUAACAUCGUCGGUUUCGGCAACACCGGUGCAGACAACGGCGCUCGCUACUGUCACAGAGAACAGCACGGGAGGCUUACAGGAGGUUUGUCUUUGUAGGUGUGGUGAGAGGGUGAUUUUGCCCAACGAAACCCAACAAUUUCUGGAACAAUAUGACAUAGAUAUUAAAAUAAACCUAACCCUUGAUGCCAAGACACUAUCGGCCUACAUUCGCGCUAAAACCAGCGCUGAUGACGAGCGCCCGUCUGCUCAGAACUUUGGCUACCUAGGUAUUUGUAUGUUGACCAUUACGUUUGGGUUUUUGAUUUUAUUGGAUAUUCUGAAUAUGUGUCAGUUCGUCUUAUCAAAGAAGAAAUAAGUCCCUAAAUGUGAAAUUACACAAGAAUGUAUGCAUGACUCUUGUUUCGCAAAACAUGGACCUGAACAAGAACAUGAAUAAGGCCAGUGAGUGCGUGAGUGAGUGAGUUGGAGAGUGGGUGGGUGGGUGUUUGGGUA